AACAUGGUUUGUUUUGUAGCCCAGUCGCAGGAAAUAUCAACAAAAUUCAUGUCAGGCAAUGUGAUAUUUACAUGGCCCCCGUCAGGAAACUCUUCAUCAUACGAUGUUAUCAUCACUAGAAAUACAACAAAAGACCCAUUGGAACGUAUAACAGUUCCUCAAUGCAUAGUAAAGGACGCCAUUUUGUAUGAUUCUAUCGGCAUUUCAGUGGUAUAUCUUACACCAGAUGUGCGUUUAAUUCGCUCAGCAUAUAACGUCGUAAAAAUCAAAACCAAGAUAGGAGACACAAUGGACCUAUCAUGGACGGCGGCGUACUUUCCUGCCGCUGGACAAUACCAUGUUUACCACACAUAUAGAGAAAACAGAACCAUUUUUAGUAUUAGCAGGAGCGGAGUAAGUUACGGAGGAGAUACAGUGUCGACAAAGUUUACAUACCUAACCAGACCGUUUGUUUCCACUAAUAUCAUGUUUGAGAUAAGGGACAUAACUCUGGAUGACGCUGGAUAUUACAAUGGUGGAAUGUCGGGUGAAGCUUCGUGGUCAGGUGGAGGUGUUGUACUGGUUGUACACAACAAACCCUCGAAGCCAAGGAUAACAGGAGACCUUAACGUUGAGGUCAAUAGAUAUUUAACACUGACGUGUUCCAGUCAAUCAACCUCAGCCCCUGACUACUACUCCAAGCUCGUCACCUUGUCUCACACCUGGUUGGUCAACGAAACAAAGAUGGGUAGAGAAACCAGAGAUACAUUGAGAUUAUAUGUAACUAGAGAUCUCAAGUACAACAGGUACACGUGUAAAGCGACAGAAGAAGACUUGGAGUCAGAUAGAAGUGAACCAGUACAGAUAAACCCACUGUACGGACCAGACAUAAUAAAAUUCACUCCAAAACCUAUAUUGAACAUCAAUGACAAAUUAACAGUAAGGGAAGGAGAGACUAUUAGUCCCUUUGUUUGUACAGCGGAUUGCAAUCCACCUUGUAAUAUAGCGUGGAAAGUAAAGGGCUCCGAUGGAUUCAGUGAUGCUCGUUCAGAGAUGGGGACGUUAUUGCAACAACAAGUACAGAGAAAUAUGCGGUUAUUCCGAUGCCAAGCAGAUCGGGGAAAUAAGACAUCAAAACAAGGCAUUCAACUUGAUGUCCAAUAUUUAGAUGAUACUAUCUUGUAUAUCAAUGGCGAAAUGAUAAGUAAUAUCGAGUUGAAUGAAAACGCGCCAAUGAGAAUAUCGUGUCACGUGGAUGGAAACCCCACCCCCACAAUACGUCUCAGUAGGGGUCAGGGAUACACUGAACUCGAACAGAGACAGGGGCCAUGGCUGAACUACACCAUAGACACGGCUCAAUGUACCGACACAGACACGUAUAGAUGUAGAGGGACAUCUACAGGAUUCAGCAACACAGAAAAAGUGAUAAACAUCAGCGUUCUAUGUAACACCAGAUUUGAUAAAGCCGGUAGUUUCAAAUCCACAUAUGGGUCAAAAAGUGAAACGGAUACCACAAUACAUGUUGCUGUUCCAAUCAUUGCUAACCCUCCUCCACAAUCAUCUGACUUCAAGUGGGACGGUCCUGUGCCAGUGUCUGCGAGGACAACUAUUUCUACAGAAGAUGUGUCAUACAAACACGUGAUCGAAAGCUUCAUCCCCGUGAAGGAUCAUACUUAUUUUGGAAACUACACACUGUCAUACAAAGGACAAACAGUCACUAGAAUCACAAUCAACGAUGAAGACGUACCACAAACCCCCUCAAACUUCACUGGAUAUUCCUACACCAACAGCUCCGUCAGUUUGACUUGGGUAUCGGGCUUCAAUGGCGGACCUGAGCAAUUUUUCAUACUGUAUGCAAUGGAAGGUUCCAAUUGGAAGGUAAUUGGAAACGUAUCAGAUCCGGGGGAAGGAAGACUUGUCUAUUUCGACCCUGGAUUUUUGUCCCCGGGACAAGAAUAUUCGUUUCGAAUACAGAGCUGUAACAGGAUAAACUGUUCUUUACUCUCUGCUGAUACAAGAGUUACAGUGAAAGAUAACCUUUUGGAAAAUUCAAGUAUGGAAUCAUCAGGAGAAGUGGCAUCGAGAUCAUGUAUUAUUGCAAUCUCCCUGGUUUCUAUUCUCCUGGGACUGACGUGGUUUAUGGUGGCAGUGUUUUUUGUAUAUAACAGACGAUGUCGCAAUGUUCAUCAGAAUAGUAAACAUGGCGAAGAAAGCACCCAACUUCAAACUCAAAACAUGACACAACAUUACGAUGACGUACAGGGUACAGUUGUAGACCAACUCGAAGCGCAAAAUAUGACACAGCAUUACGAUGAUGUACAGGGUAGGGUUGAUGAAGGAAACUACACGGACCUAAAGGAAGGCAGGACAGUUGCAGAGGGAGAUUACACCGAACUAGCUCAAUGUGACCCAGAAACUCCUUACGAGAAGUUAAAGGAAUGAAUAGCGACGAUCCUAUAAAGGAGAAGGAAUUUAAGAGAAGGUUACAUACGUGACAUACUUUAUGGCGAGAUAUACAAAAUGUCUUGGUUAUGUAAUUGAAGCAAAAAAUGAUUAUAUUUUUUCCCCAUUAAUUCCUGUGUAAAUAUUCGACCCCUUUUUUUUUAAAUUUACAUGAAGAAGCCUGCACAGACGAUUCAGCUUUUUUCGCCAACAAUUUUAUUUUGUUUUUUGUUGUUUGUUUUUUUUUAAAUCAACAUUUUUUUUAAAACUUCUUAAUUAUUUUUUCCUAAGAGAAAAAAAAAAUAGCUCUUUAUUUCUAAGAAAUUUGGAUUUUCUUUACGUAAUAAUAUAUUGUGCAAAAUUUGGUUGAGAUAUGAGGUUCU
Molecule: messenger RNA, 2804 nt
Organism: Magallana angulata
Lineage: Eukaryota; Metazoa; Mollusca; Bivalvia; Ostreida; Ostreidae
Exons: 9
Coding region: 4-2421 (805 amino acids)
Molecular function (GO): protein binding
Source: RefSeq, a predicted model, not a curated record